UCAUCAACGAAAAGAUAUCACUCCAAGUCCAAGAUAACAAUAGUCUUCUCUUAUAUUGAAGGGGUGUUUCUGUCUUUUUGAAUGGAAAGGAGUAACGAUUUCUUCAACAAACUUCAUCAUCAACUCCAAUAAAAGAACGCCACGUUUAAAUCUUUCAUUUCCCGCUAAAUCUCAAGCUCCAACAAUGGCGUCUUCACUCUUUCUUGCUUCGUCUUUCAUUAUCUUCUUCUUUUCUUUCUCCGUCACCGCUCUUCCUCGCGAAACCAUUUUCGACGCCGCAGACAUUCUCCUCGAUUCAGGCUUCGUCUCCAUGUCCCUAACUCUCGAAAUCGUCGCCGAAUCUCUUCUGGAACAGUCACACUCCGCCACCGUCUUUGCUCCCUCCGAUUCCGCGUUCAAGAAAUCCGGUCAACCUUCACUCGAUCUUCUUCGUUUCCACUUCGUCAUGUUACCGCUUCCGCAGCAAAGCUUACGCCGUCUUCCCGCCGGCGCUAAGCUUCCGACGAUGCUUACCGGUCAGUCGCUAACCGUCACUACAUCAUUCUCCGAUCGCGUGACCUCUGUUAACAAUAUCAAGAUCAACGGAACGCCGAUCUACGACGACGGAGUUCUUCUUGUUUACGGAAUCGAUAGAUUUUUCGAUCCUAAUUUUCAGUACACUGGUCCUAGUAGGAAACCUAAUUCAUAUUCCAAUUCAUCGUGUUCUGCGUUGAAUCGCACUGUGAACUCAUCAGGUUCGUUUGAACAAGCUGUGAAAACCCUAAAAACUAGCGGUUAUUCUGUUAUGGCUUCGUUUCUCGGUAUGCAACUCUCCGGUAAUAUAAACCAGAAUGGAAUUACGGUGUUUGCUCCCACGGAUGAGAUGGUGAUGAACCGCAUCGGUGAUUUCGAAGACUAUCCUUCAUUCUUUCGUCGACAUGUGGUGCCUUGCAAGUUUCUAUGGAACGAUCUGGUGGAUUUUGGUGACGGUACGCAGUUGCCGACGUUUUUGGAAGGGUUUAGUAUCAAUAUUACAAGAUCCGGUGGCGUUUUGAUUCUUAACGGCGUGCCGGUAUUCUUUCCGGAUGUGUUCUUCAAUGAUAGGCUUGUUGUUCAUGGUGUGACUGAUGUUCUUGCCAAUGCAGUGCAAGAUGAUACUAGUGCAGUUGUGGAUCCUGCUGUUUCCUCCGAUGGAGAUCAGAAUCUGUUUGAUCCUGGUGAAUUUUGAAGUUGUUUCCAAGUGCUCCUAUCUGUUUCUGUCAAUUUUUCAUUACUGUAUAUGUUUCUGCUAUGAUCAGUAUAGUGAUUUAAAAUGAAACAUUUCUUUGAUUGUUUAGAUAUACCUUGUUGAAAUGAAUAAUAUGUGCAAGGUUGAACAUUGUAGCUUGCAAUCUCAGAUUAUUUGUUCUAUUACUUUCAGUUUAUAUUGUUAUACUCAUUUUUUUUGGCAAUAAUUUUUCCAUAGCA
This is a messenger RNA of Medicago truncatula (barrel medic), 1446 nucleotides long. RefSeq names its product putative fasciclin-like arabinogalactan protein 20. The transcript has a single exon. NCBI's taxonomy places the organism in Eukaryota, Viridiplantae, Streptophyta, Magnoliopsida, Fabales, Fabaceae. The coding region runs from base 185 to 1207 and encodes 340 amino acids. The record is from RefSeq and is a predicted model, not a curated record.